This is a messenger RNA of Peronospora matthiolae, 609 nucleotides long. NCBI's taxonomy places the organism in Eukaryota, Oomycota, Peronosporomycetes, Peronosporales, Peronosporaceae. The record is from the annotation of a GenBank genome assembly.
AUGCUUCGAGGCAGUGUCCGCCAUUCUGGAGACGCCUAUUCCGCUCAUGCUCGAGAUCGUCGCGUAACCCUUGCGUUACGCAAUCAAAAAAGCUCUCGGGAACACACCGAUCCACAUGAUCGUGUGGAGAGCGUCUUUCCUCCUCCUCCACCUCCAUUAGAGGACUCUCGCGGUGGCCAGCGCUAUCUAGUUGAGCAGCUGUUGAACCACCGCGACGUGAACCGGACGUCGGACGAGUUACCUCGUCCGGUGGCGCGUGUCUAUCCCCCGUCCUGGGAUUCUUGGGAGCCCCGCUCCCAAUUGAUGGUUGACGUACUGGGUCUGGUCGAGCAGUACGACGCGACACAUCCUGUGCCGCAGAAGGACCGCCGGAGAAAGUCUUCCCGGCACGGUCGUAAAAAGGGAUUUCAGGUUGUCAAUCCCUUCGUACAUCUCAGUAGAGACACGUACGCGCCACCACGGGCUGGUAAGGAGACGAUGCAGCUUAUAGCGUGCACUUGUCGGGGUUCGCUUUUCAAACUUAUCACGAGCUUUGAUAAGUUUGUCGUUCCAAGCGUCACGACCUACAUCCUCGAGAUUAUGGAUGUGGGCGUUCCACGCCUGAAGUAG